AUGCGUCGUCGUCUCGCCUGCUGGCCCAUUGCCGCGCUUGCGGUAGCCCGCGCUAUCACCACGAACUCGUUUGUUUCUUCUAUAGAGCAGGUACAGCAGCAGCUGCAGACGGCACAAGACCGACGGGUGGAACUGCUACGGUACGGGCGGCAGCUCUACGAGGUGGAGGUGCUAGAUGACCUGAAGACCGCCUACACGCCCGCCGUGGCGAGCAAAGUAUGCUACGUUGCCUCACAGCUACGUAUCGACGCGACCAAAGGUCAGCCCUACUCGGCCGUGUUGGAGGCCGCUAUGACCGCUGAGGGCGAACAGACCAUGGACGUCGCGUCACUCGCCCGUAUUGUCCACAGCUGUCUUGUCCUGCGCAGCGAACACCUCCACGAGGUACUCUUCACGUUCAUUCCGUUUCUGCGCGAGAAGGCGGGGGCAAUGGAUGCCGUGACGACGGCGGUGCUCAUCAAUGCCUACGGUCGAUCCGGGGUACAGCACCCCGGGCUGUACAAGGCCUUGUGCGACAACGGUGCCACGGUGCUCAAGGAUCCUCGUGUGCCGCUGGCGCACAUCGCGAAUGUGGCAUAUGCCGUGUCUCGUGUCAAGUUCCUCCACCCCGCUCUCAUGCUGACUCUGCGGGACCACGCUCUCCGCAAGGUGACGGAAGCGUCACCGAUCAUCAGCCUGACAGUCCUGGAGGCGUUUACGGAGCUGCGCCAGAUUGACGAGGACCUCUUCAGCGCCUACGAGCAGCGCCUUCUGGGGCAGCUGAAUGAACUCCACGCCCCUCUCAUGGCUUCUCUGGUCUCGUGCGUAGUGCGUGCGGGGCGUGGCAAGGCGGAGGUCAUGGAGAGCCUUGGCGCCAGGACAGUUGCCAUCGCCGACACCUUCGACGCCGCAUCGAUCGCGAAGGUCACCAACGCCUACUACGAGGCGGAUGUCGCCUCCGAGGACGUGCUUGGCGCCUUGGCAGAGCGGGCCUGCAAGGUGGCCGCGGACUUUCGCGCGGAUGAGAUUGCGACCGUGUUGAACGCGCUGAGCGCCUUUGACCUAUUCGACGCAGAACUCUUUCCACUGCUCGCGUCCCGCUUCGUGGCACUGCACAGACAGGGCGGGUAUGUGGACGUGGCGGACGCUGCCGUCAUUCUCAGCAGCUUCGCUGCCGUGCAGGAGCGCAAUGACGAGCUCAUCUACGUCUGCACGCAGCUAUUCGCGGCGUACCCGGGGGUAGCAAUGGAUCCUGCUGUGCGGGUGAACGCUCUGUGGGCAUGUGCGUCGCUGAACGUGCACAAUGAGGCCCAAACCAAGAUGCUGGAGGAGGUGCGCGCGACGCCGUCGCUCGUGAAGUGGGAAUCUAAGGCAGACAUGCUUCCAAAGGCCAAGGCGACGCUGGAGGAGCGUACGCAGUUUUUGGCGAAGGUGUACGGUAUUACCAUUUCUUCCUCAGGCGCUCGUUAG
Molecule: messenger RNA, 1449 nt
Organism: Leishmania mexicana MHOM/GT/2001/U1103
Lineage: Eukaryota; Euglenozoa; Kinetoplastea; Trypanosomatida; Trypanosomatidae
Exons: 1
Coding region: 1-1449 (482 amino acids)
Source: RefSeq, a predicted model, not a curated record